AGACAUGCUUGCGAAAUUUGUAAAUAGAUCUACGGCACACGGAGCGUUUUUUCAUGUUAAAUCGCAUGCGACCUAACCAUGCGAGCAAACAAGCUAGCUACAAAGCUAGAGAUUUUGUACGCUGCGUGAUGUCAUGCGUAUUUACUUGCUGGUUUUCGAUGAUAGAAACGGUGCUAUUUUCGCUGCGUGUUUUGGUGCUAGUUAAAUAAAAGUAAUAACCUAAAAGUAAUAACCAAAUGAUGGAAGUCGAAAGGAGAAGAAAAUUAGCUGCAGUAGCUCUUUUCUUAUCAAUAGAUAGAGAACGGAAGAAAUUGAAGAUGAAAAAAAAAAGAAAAAUUUGGACUAGAAUGUGGUUACAACGCAGAGAGACAGGACAAAAUGUCUUAACAAUGCUGUAUAAAGAAUUAAGUGUUGAAGAUCCAAGUUCCUUUUUAAAUUAUAUACGUAUGGAACAAUAUGUGCUUGAGAAGCUGUUACAAUUCGUUACGCCCUAUAUUCAGAAACAAAAUACUGUAAUGAGAGAAGCCAUCUCUUCUCGAGAUAGAUUAAGUGUUACACUGCGAUUUCUUGCUACUGGUAAUACAUUUCAAGAUUUAUCAUAUUCAACUCGGAUUGCUCCUAAUACACUAUCUCAGAUCAUACCUGAGACAUUAAAAGUUAUUGUAACAGUUCUCGAAAGUAAAGUAAUCGCUUGUCCAUCAACUGCAAUGGAGUGGCAAGUUGUAGCAGAAAAGUUUAAUACAUGGUGGCAGUUUCCUCAUUGCAUAGGUGCAUUGGAUGGCAAACAUCAAUUUUCGACCACCAAGAAAAGAAGGAUCGAUGUAUAGGAAUUAUAAAGGGAGAGAUAGUAUCGUACUUCUUGGUCUUGUGGAUGCUGAAUAGAAAUUUUUAUUUGUAGAUAUUGGAAGAAAUGGUCGCAUGCAUGAUGCUUCCGUAUUUCGUGAGAGUUCUUUGGCUACGCAAUUAUAUUCCGAAACAUUAAAUUUACCGUUACCAUCUCCUUUACCAGGAUAUGAUACUCCUCUACCAUAUGUAAUUGUGGCAGAUGAUGCCUUUCCGUUAAAAGUACACAUAAUGAAACCAUAUCCUGGUCGUGAUCUUACUUUCCAAAAGAAAAGUUUAAUUAUAGACUAAGCAGAGCACGCAGAACUGUAGAAAAUGCAUUUGGUAUCUUGGCGAACAGAUUUCGUAUUCUUAUGAACAUUAUUCCCCUUUCAGUUGAAAAAGUAGAAUUAAUAACUAAUGCAUGCUGCGUGCUCCAUAAUUAUCUUAUAGACAAAAAAGUGUCACGGUAUGUUCCAUUGGAAUUAAAAAACAGAACUGAUAUAAUACAACCAAAUAUAAGUGGCAUAUCACGACAAGGCGGAAAUCAUUGUUCAAACACAACUAGUACAAUUAGGGAUCAAUUUUGUGAAUUCUUUAAUACGGUAGGAGCUGUACCAUGGCAAGAAAAAUAUAUACAAGAAGGACGAUGUUAAUUAACUUUUAUUUCAUUAAAAAUAUAAUUUGUAUUUUUGUGUAUUUUUAAUAAUUUUGUACUUGAAAUAUAAUUCGUAUUUCUGCUUUUGUAACAUAACAUAAAACAAAAUCACAA
This is a messenger RNA of Trachymyrmex cornetzi, 1594 nucleotides long. RefSeq lists its product as uncharacterized. The record is from RefSeq and is a predicted model, not a curated record. Lineage: Eukaryota; Metazoa; Arthropoda; Insecta; Hymenoptera; Formicidae. The transcript is spliced from 3 exons. Bases 237 to 827 code for a protein of 196 amino acids.